This is a messenger RNA of Colletotrichum graminicola M1.001, 2631 nucleotides long. RefSeq names its product glycosyl hydrolase family 81. Gene Ontology annotation, cellular component: cell surface. The record is from RefSeq and is a predicted model, not a curated record. Gene Ontology annotation, molecular function: endo-1,3(4)-beta-glucanase activity; glucan endo-1,3-beta-D-glucosidase activity. The transcript is spliced from 5 exons. Bases 1 to 2631 code for a protein of 876 amino acids. NCBI's taxonomy places the organism in Eukaryota, Fungi, Ascomycota, Sordariomycetes, Glomerellales, Glomerellaceae.
AUGGCGGGCCUUCACUUGAAAAUGACGAUCGUAGGGCUGACUUUGAUACAGGUCUUAUUCUGCGAGAGUGCCCACGCCUUAUCCCACCAGCAACACGUUCGGCUUCACCCCGCGCACCCAGGCCCGGAAAUUGUUGGCCAGCUGAACGUCCGCUCCUUGCUACUCGACCGACGUGAUCUCACCUGCGUCACGGAAACGGCGAAUUUCACCGUUACAGUCAAAGUUACGAGAGGGGCGCAGCAAACUUCAGCAUCAGCCUCUGGGACCAUCGACGAUAUCUCAGCUAUUACCACCGCAGAUCCCACAGGAACAGUGAUAAUUUUACCCUCCUUGACUGACAAGAUUCCUCAGACAACCGGAUUCAUUCCUAGUAGUCUGGACACCUCUGGCAAGGCAACAUCUUGCCCUCUUAUGUCAAAUAGUAUUCCGGUUCCUACCAGCUUGAUCGACUCAACAUCGCCAGUCACAACAGUUGCGCCAAUCCCAUCUGCGACAAUGCCAUCUGGAAAUAUCUUUGCAGAGCCCAUCGCCACGAUGGCGCCUCCUGGCUCUAUUCCAGCUCGCAGCGACCAUCCCGUUCCGAGGAAGGGCAUCACGUCGACUUCACCGCUCCAGACAAACAAGUUCUUCUCCAACUUCUUCUUGGGGGACCAGACUGCGCCGACCUACACCUACCCUUACAGCAUAGCAUGGGGAGCAGGACGAGGGGCCGCUGCGAGCUUCGGUAUGACCAUUUCCCACGUCGAGGCGAAUCAGCGUGUCUUUGGGCCUAAUAAGCCUUCUGGUGCUGCGGCCUACUUUAUCAACCCGGUAGGUAUUCAAUCAAUGGUCAUCAGCGCCCAGGAGCUUGGUUCAGACACCACCGUUGGAGUCGACAACAUCACGGCCUUCUCUGCAACGGUUCACUUGAAGCCAAACGCCCAAGCUGUGCCUGCUGUAUCAUUUCCCCUCGUUCAAGGGAUGCCCUUCGUCACAGCCCGGUACGCAGGCGCGACCCCGGUUAUCAAAACGGGAGUGUUCUUCAAGACAGUCACACGAGUAACCCAGGAUCCAAAGCCCGGCGUUGCCAAGUACAAUUUUCAGCUUGAAGAUGGCAAGAUCUGGCGGCUGUAUGCCUAUGCAACCACUGGAUCCCAGCUGAACUUGCAGGUUGUCAACAAUGGACUUGCCCAGUCGACGCAGCCAUUCUAUGGUAUCAUUCAAGUUGCCAAGGACCCGGGAAACGGCGAGGCCUUGCUUGACCAGGCUGCUGGUGUUUAUCCGACGACGAUCGAGCUGGCUGGCUCCGUGAGCGGUAAUACAGGCUCGUACAGCUUCAACUUCUCCAAAGAGGGCCAUCCCGGGGGAAAGCUGGUCAUGUUCGCGCUGCCUCACCACGUCUCCUCAUUUGAUCCCACGACAAGAAACGCCGUUCAGCCGGUACAGAUGAUGACCCCUACCAAGGGUAUCGCGACUGCGGUCUUGGCUGAUCAGUGGACAAUGACCGAAGCAAACAUGCCCAUUGACAUGCACUUUGCCCCCUGGAGUCCUGGUAGAGGUAGUUUGACUAUGCUGUCUGACAAUGCGCGGGCCGUGAUCCGCGGGAUAGCAGCCCAGGAGGUGUCCCAAGAUAUGAUGGCCCAGUCCGACUUGGACUCCAUGUAUUUUAGCGGAAAGGCUCUUGCCAAGUUUGCCUUGCUGAUUGUCGUGAUUAAUGACAUUCUGCAAGACCCGGCCUUAGCACAGUCGGGUCUGAAUAGACUCAAGGCGGCUUUUGCAAAGUUUGCUUCUAACCAGCAGAAGUUUCCAUUAGUAUAUGAGAGUGCCUGGGGAGGUGUCGUGUCUUCGGCAACCUACGUCACAGGCAACGACGGCGCUGAUUUUGGCAACACGCAAUACAACGACCACCACUUCCACUACGGUUAUCACAUCCUGGCCGCGGCCGCCAUUGCUCACCUGGACCCGGGCUGGUUGAACAAUAACAGGGACUAUGUGAACACACUGGUACGAGAUGUCGCCAAUCCCAGCACAAAGGACACAUACUUCCCUACGUGGCGAGCCUUCGACUGGUACCAUGGCCACAGCUGGGCGCAUGGGCUAUACGCUUCGUACGAUGGAAAGGACCAAGAGUCAAGCUCGGAGGAUAUGAUGCACGCAUACGCGCUCAAGAUGUGGGGAGACGCCUCGGGAGACGGUAUGCUCUCGAUGAGAAGCAACCUGCAGCUCUCAAUCAUCGCACGCGCACUCCAGCAUUACUACCUCUACAAGAGCGACAACGUCGUGCAGCCGCCCCAGUUUAUUGGAAACAAGGUGGCCGGUAUCCUCUUCGAGAACAAGAUCGACCACACAACCUAUUUUGGCGCUAAUAUCGAGUUCAUCCAGGGCAUCCAUAUGAUCCCCCUCCUCGCACCCUCGCCCUUUGUCCGCACACCCGACUUUGUGCGCGAGGAGUGGGACGUGUACUUUAGCGGAGGCCGCGUGGACAGCAUUGCGGGCGGCUGGAGGGGCAUCAUAUACGGAAACCUGGCGACCAUUGAUGGCAGGACCGCGUGGGACUUUUUUAACAGUACCAACUUCGAUCCCGGCUGGAUCGACGGCGGUGCGAGCUUGACGUGGUACUUGACGUACGCUGCUUUGAUGGGCAACAUCUGA